GGUCCACACCACACCACACCACACCACAAACAGCGUCACCUCUGCUCUGAUCAUGAAUCCAUCAUUCCAUGUUUGGGCACCUGACCCAACACCUAACCCCAUGUCAAAUUGCCUCUCCAAUUGCAUGGCCGUCCCUUGUCAUCCAUCACCUUCUUUACAAUCUCUGUCUCGUGCUGCGCUGCUGUCGUGCAGAAUCAAAACGCCGAUCCUCGGCAAAAACGCAGUGUGAGUCUCUCUCCCUCUCAUAUCCCAUCAAAAUUUCCUUCUGUUUUUCAUACGAAUUAGUACCCUUUUUCUAUUUGUAAUUCUAUCACGCUUCAUUAUUUAUUUCUCUGGUUAUAUAUAUACACACCGUACACGCACAUGGGUUGCACUCUAAGAGAGAAGCACAUCCGAGCGAAUCGGAGGCUGCGAUCAGGGAAACCCGAAUUCGGUCCAUGUGCUCACUUGGACAGAGAAUCAAUCUCCAAAUCGGUAUUUGAUUCGGGUCUCAAAUCCGGGAAAUACCGUCUGGGUCAUCUGGGUCUCAAGGACUCGAUCCAAAACCCUGAUUCUGACGAAGCUGAUUCCGACGAUAACGGGUGGGGUUACUGCACCGAGGAACAGAUAGAAGAAUUUCUGUUGAAAAACUUGGAAUUCUUGUACAAUGAAGCUAUAUCUAAGCUUGUUGCAUUGGGGUAUGAUGAGGAUGUCGCCCUAAAGGCGAUAUUGCGAAACGGGCAUUGGUAUGGAGGCAUGGAUGUGUUGACAAACAUUAUGCAUAACUCAUUGGCUUAUUUGACUGGUAGUGGUGGCGGUGAUCGUGGUAAUGGUGGGGGUGGUGAGAAUGCUAGUGGUAAUGGGGUUUCCGAUGAUUCUGAGCCCUUAUUCACGGAUUUGAGGCAGUUGGAGGAGUACUCGCUCGCAGGUAUGGUGUGUUUGUUACAACAGGUUAGACCAAAUUUAAGCAAGGGUGAUGCAAUGUGGUGCUUGCUUAUGAGUGAACUUCAUGUGGGUCGAGCAAGUAGUAUUGAAAUCCCGGUGCUCCCUUCGAAUAUGGAAAGUAAGGGUCUUAAUAAUGGUCCUGCUGUGUCUAGUAGUGUUGAGAGUGUUGGUGAUCAUGGUGUCGUGGCCCCGGCACUUUGUAGGUUUCAUGGUGGGUGGGGUUUUGGGAAUGGGGGAAGGUCGGAGUUUCCGGUUGUUGGGUUUUCCUCAUGUAGAACAGAAGUGACUUUGCAGAGAGAUUUCGAAUGCCCAAAGAAGUUUACUCUUUCUCCUUCAAUGAAGUCAUUGUUAAAAAGGAAUGUUGCAAUGCUUGCUACUGGUUUCCGAGACAACUCAAAACAGCUGCAGCCGCUGUCCCAAGCUUGCCCAAGUGCUUCAUUCCACAGGGAUGCUCAUGUUGUGUUGGGGGAAGCUGAUCAGAGUGAGGAAUCUUUGGGUUUGAAGAACCAAGAGGUUGUGAGCUCGGUUUUGAGUAAAUUUCGCGAUUUGAAAAUUGAGGAGAGCUGGGAUUCUGUGGCAGAAGAUCAAAAGGAUGAGAUGAUUGUAAGUCUACUUCAUCAGGUUAAGGAUCUCAAGCGACAAGUGAUGGACCGGAAGGAUUGGGCGCAUCAGAAGGCGAUGCAAGCUGCAAAAAAGCUUUGUCAUGAUCUGACUGAGCUUAAGAUGUUGAGAAUGGAAAGGGAGGAGACUCAAAGGUUGAAGAAAGGGAAACAGACUCUCGAGGACACAACCAUGAGGAGACUCACAGAGAUGGAGAAUGCAUUGCGAAAAGCCAGUGGUCAAGUGGACAGGGCAAAUGCGGCUGUGAGACGACUAGAGACUGAGAAUGCUGAAAUUAGAGCAGAGAAGGAGGCUUCUAAAUUAAGUGCAUCAGAGUCUGUCACAACAUGUCUGGAGGUUCAAAAGAGGGAGAGGAAGUUCAUGAAAAAGCUUUUGGCAUGGGAAAAACAAAAAACUAAGUUGCAGGAGGAGAUUGCUGACGAGAAACAGAAGAUUAAGGAAUUGCAACAACUUCUGGCUCGGAUCACACUGGCUCAGAAAGAAGUUGAGCUAAAGUGGAGGCAGGAGCUGAAGGUCAAAGAGCUAGCCUUGGCUCAAGUGGAGGAGGAACGUCACAGCAAGGAAACUGCUGAGGCCGGUAACAAACGAAAACUCGAGGCUUUGCGCCAAAAGAUAGAGAUAGACUUCCAGCGGCACAAGGAUGAUCUUCAAAGACUUGAGCAAGAACUUUCACGUCUUAAAGCAUCUGCUCAGACUACGGAAUCGCAUUACCCAUUAAAUAUGAUAUCCACGGCAUACAAUGAGGGAGCAAAACCAAGAGGAGAAACGAUGGCUAAGCUACUUCAUGACAUCUAUGGUCUGGAAGACUCCUCAGAUAAAGAAGCCAACUGUGAUAGGAAAUGCAUGAUUUGCAUGAAAGAUGAAGUUUCUGUUGUUUUCUUGCCGUGUGCUCACCAAGUUCUAUGUGCUAACUGCAGUGGUAACUAUGAUAAAAAGGGUAAAGCUACUUGUCCCUGCUGCAGGGUUCCAAUUGAACAAAGAGUCCGUGUUUACGGUGCAAGUUCAUAGCUUGUUUAUUUUGAGUGAAUUGAGGGGAGUGAUAAAUAAUACUUGUACCAGCAUCACUAAAGAGGGUUUACCUUUUACUGCUUUACUUAUAUAUUUUUACUUUUCAUUUUUUAAGCUU
Carya illinoinensis is the source of this 2671-nucleotide messenger RNA. Its product is annotated as MND1-interacting protein 1-like. The transcript is spliced from 2 exons. The coding region runs from base 364 to 2553 and encodes 729 amino acids. The record is from RefSeq and is a predicted model, not a curated record. Lineage: Eukaryota; Viridiplantae; Streptophyta; Magnoliopsida; Fagales; Juglandaceae.